Molecule: messenger RNA, 1839 nt
Organism: Cucurbitaria berberidis CBS 394.84
Lineage: Eukaryota; Fungi; Ascomycota; Dothideomycetes; Pleosporales; Cucurbitariaceae
Product: lipase/serine esteras-like protein
Exons: 2
Coding region: 272-1606 (444 amino acids)
Molecular function (GO): monoacylglycerol lipase activity
Source: RefSeq, a predicted model, not a curated record
CACUCAGUAGCCGCACGCAUACAUUAGCCUCGUAGGCCACUACAAGAUAGAAUCCAGAUAUUACCCCCGAUUCCGAUCCGAUAGUUUGCCCGACACCCGACUCCCUGAGUUGCAUUACCUUAGCCUGACGCCACGCCGUCGCUGCGUCCGAUUAAGCCCGCGCGUUACGGACGAGAUAUGGAAGCGUGAGAAACAUAUAACCACUGCGCCCACGACCUGCCUAAUACCUCAGUCAACCAAAUCGCGCAACAAACACAUCUGCGCCGCCAACAUGUCGGGCACCGCCGAUCACCUCUGUGUCCUCGUCCAUGGGCUGUGGGGAAAUCCAGAGCACCUCAAAUACCUGAGCACCACUCUCCGUGAGAGGUUCCCCGAAGACAAAGUCCACAUUCUCGUCGCCAAGCGCAAUGCCGGCAGCUUCACAUACGACGGCAUAGACACGGGUGGCGAGCGCGUCGCCGACGAGGUGGAACAGAAGUUGGAGGAGCUAGCGAGGAGCGGACAUGAUAUCAAGAAGAUCAGCGUAAUCGGGUAUUCACUGGGAGGGCUUAUAGCACGCUAUGCGAUUGGCCUGCUAUAUCAUAAAGGCGUCUUCGAGAGGAUACAGCCAGUGAACUUCACAACCUUCGCUACACCCCAUCUUGGUGUACGGACGCCUCUCAAGGGAUACCACAGCCAGAUAUGGAACGUUCUCGGCGCUCGAACACUGUCUAUGAGCGGUAGACAGCUCUUCGGGAUUGACAAGCUCAGGGACACCGGCCGCUCGCUCCUCUCCGUUCUUGCAGAUCCCGAAAGCAUAUUCAUUCAAGCACUAGCCCGAUUCCAGCAUCGAAGUCUGUAUGCAAACGUCGUAAACGACCGGACUGUGACUUAUUAUACAGCUGGCAUCUCUCAGACGGACCCCUUCGUGAAGCCAGACGGCAUUAAGAUCAACUAUAUACCUGGAUACGAUGAGGUGAUAAUCGAUGGAGAGGACCCAGUGGCGCCAAAGGAGCCGGAAGAUCUGCCAGCUUUCACACAGCGCUUCACCACGGGCACACGUACAAUCCUAGGACGGGUGCCAAUCGUCGCGUUCCUUGCUGUAUUCAUUCCUAUUGGCUCAACACUCUUUCUGAUGAACUCUCUAGUUCAGUCUUUCCGGAGUCAACAGCGUAUACGCCUACACGAAGAAGGCAGAGCCGGUGCGGACUUUGGCCGAUACAGGAUACCGCUCAUGAUCAAUGCCGUUCGACAGGAAGCAGAAGACAUGUUUGAGAACGUCAACAAUGCCCAAGGCCAGGACUACCUUAGCGCUGGUAGUGAAGAGGUGGCGUCACCAACCCAACCAACGUCGCCCGGACUGAGACGUAAGCGCUCUACACGCUCAGACGUUGACUCUAUCCAGGAGCAAAAGUCGGGGUUGGCUAUCGAGUUCCCCACUUUGGCCUUGACGCAAGACCAGUUUGGCAUGAUCGAAGCACUAGACAACGUUGGCUUCAAGAAGCAUCCUGUCUAUAUACACAACCACCGACAUUCGCACGCUGCGAUUAUUGUUCGCAUGGACAAGAAGUCGUUCGACGAGGGAAGGGUCGUGGUCAAGCAUUGGCUGGACAACUUCGUAUUCUGAUCGUGAGCUAGCAUCUUUGUCCUUCUAUCAGCCUCGGUCGGUUACUGGAAUUUAUAGCGUGGCGUACGGUGCAUUCUGGGCAUGGACUUUAGAGGAGCAUACCCAAGGUUGUCUUUUCAGUGAUUGGGGUACCCUGCGGAUCAUUUACUUUUGUGGAUUUUUUUUCAUUUGAUGGAUUUGUACACAUACCCCUUGAAUAACAGCAUAUCCCCAAACUAUACACUUGAUACCAA